GCAGCUCUGAAAGACAGCGUUUGCUUAUAAUUCUUCAGGUUUCGAAGCGAGAAAUAGCAGGCCUUUACUGCGCCAAGGACGAGCGAGUGAAAAGAUGAAGGUUGCUUUGGUUUCCAUGAUUUUCAUCGCCGUCGCUGUGGUCAGCGUGUUCGCAACGUCACCUCCCAACUGCGCCGCCGUGACGUGCGACCCACAAACGUGCCAGGCCGUUUCCUGCAGCUGCGGCAGCUACAAGGACUACUGCGGCUGCUGCGACUUCUGCCACAAGUGUCCCGGCGAAGAGUGCACCAACCUGUUCAGAGAUCCCUGUUCGGAAGGCCACCGCUGCACCCUGGACAAUCCCGAGGAACAAUUUCUGACUGGCGGCAGGGGACACUGCAGGUCCCUCAACGAAACAGCCACGGGACACGAGCACCACGACGGGCACCACGAAGCCCACAGCUAAAUGGUUUGCCGGGAGAAGCGUCCCCCAAAGCGUGCGGCGUAAUGAUACCACGUAAUGACACCAAGUGCGGCGCCGAUAGUCCAAUCGGUAUAGUUCAACAUUUUCUCCACGUCCGGUGGCCAGCCGUCGUCAUUGGCGUUGUCGUGCUCUUUAUGAAUGGUAAACACUGGCGACGGGUACUCGCCCCACAGCGGGACGUUCAUUAAGACUGCAAUCAAAUGUCGAAAUCAGCAAAAAGUUUAAAAGAAGACAUCAGCCCAAGCGCUCCGUGCAGAUUGUAAACCUGCGAAGCUGAAACGUGCGGCCCCGGUGUUUAUCACUGUGUAAAUCCCGACGGGUCAUUAAAGUAUUUCUGAAUUAUC
Molecule: messenger RNA, 807 nt
Organism: Dermacentor andersoni
Lineage: Eukaryota; Metazoa; Arthropoda; Arachnida; Ixodida; Ixodidae
Cellular component (GO): extracellular region
Source: RefSeq, a predicted model, not a curated record